This is a messenger RNA of Pomacea canaliculata, 10261 nucleotides long. Its product is annotated as atrial natriuretic peptide receptor 1-like. Lineage: Eukaryota; Metazoa; Mollusca; Gastropoda; Architaenioglossa; Ampullariidae. The record is from RefSeq and is a predicted model, not a curated record. Gene Ontology annotation, biological process: intracellular signal transduction; receptor guanylyl cyclase signaling pathway; protein phosphorylation. Gene Ontology annotation, cellular component: membrane. Gene Ontology annotation, molecular function: protein kinase activity; ATP binding; guanylate cyclase activity.
UAUGAGACAUAAAGUAAUUUCCCUUUGGAUGAGACCAUUAACCAUGCCCUAAUAUACGGAAGAUAAUGAAACUUUCACUGAGCUCAUCUAAACAUAAUGAUCCAGUCAUUCAUUAAAGGCAUGAGCCAUAUAUCAUGACAGGAAAGCAAUGUCCCCUUAUGCUUCAUGAGCAGAUCAUAAAGGCGACUCCCUCCACCUCGGGUUGAUAUCAGCACCACUCGUGGCCAGCCACAGAUCCCUGGCCCGUUAGCGCCUCCCUAACGACGCAGUGCGUGCUCCCAGUGUAGGUCUUUCUUAGAGGAUGUAACGAGAGAGGUUUGCCAUCGCACGCCAGUCGCCUCCCCUGCCCAGCCGGCUGCAGGCCACACGGACGGUGGAGACGGUGAGUGGCGGCAUCUGAGUCUCUCCUCUUGCUGUCACGCUCUCUGGCGCGAAAAUCCAAGCAGUACCGCUCAGCAUGCUAGCAUGUCAAAGUAAACAAACUAGCGAAACAACGGACGUGAUUUACGCUGGGGAAAAGUAAACAGGUGAGAGUUGUCUUCCCCACCUGACGGUCACCACGCUGCUAAUAACUCGGUGCUCGCUUUGUGAAGGCAAGCAUACAACAGCGAUAUCUGGAGGUAUACAAGUGUAGGCAUAAGUGUCCGUAAAGCAACACAUAUUGCUCCAAGUGCACGGUCCUGACUAAGGCAGUUUGUUUAGAGAGCGCUGGGACCUAGAGACAGGUCAAGUGGCCGACCUGGGGAAGACAACCCAGCAACACAGGCAUGGGGAUUGUUGAUAUUGCUGUACUGCUGGUGUUUUGUUGUAGUACAGCAUGGAUAUUGCUUUACGGAGGCUCGUGUAUGGCUGUUCAGCAGCGUUGGUAAUAAUACUCCAUGACCUGCACACAGAACAAGUCACUCACCUGGAUUGAUCAUUGGUUGCCAGCCCUCGUGACGUCAUCACACCUUACUGUGUCCGUGAGCCGACUUAACGAUUUUAUUUACUGUGAAACAAAAAAAGUCUACACAGAACUGAUUUCCUAAGAGCGGUUAAAGGACAUAAGACACUUUCUUCUUUACAAGCUGCAGGUGAGUGUUGGAUGUGUUGCUCUCACUGGGAGCGUUGCUCAAGCAACUACACUGAAACCAUUAAGCUCCGUCUACUUAGAAGCUUCUGGCAGGAGCUGGAACUCACAACUGCGGUGCUACUCGGCUGUGAUGACCAGGAGAGAAAUUUGUUGUGAAACGAUAGCAGACGACACACGGACAUCAAAAGCUUCACGUGCUGAGAUUCAAACAAGGGAAAAGGAAGCCAUUCCUUUCAGCGAGGGCCGUUGCUUCCUUCUUUGAAAUCUGCUCCCGAGGCUAUCGCUUGACAUCUCGAGUCCCGGAGCCUAUCAUCAAAAUCGACCUGGCAUCGCCAACUGCGUAAGGCACAUCAAAUGCGAUAAUGACGCGAACGUGAGGCCAGUGUACACAACUCACCGCAGCCUCCAUUUCACGGCGCGCGCAGGUAGCGGCCAGUGUGUCUUUCAACGUGCUGGGAGCAAAUAUAUUUGUUUCAAUUUGGAGAUGUCGGUCUCACUUUCAUUUACUGCUCGAAGCUGCUAUUGGUGUCAUAAGCUUCUCAUAAAGCAGAAUCCAUAAAGACAAGACUGGAGAAAGAAGAGCUAGCCAGAAGGGAAAUUCAGCCAUUGUGAGGAUCAGCUGCAUCAUCUGUCCCCGUUCCCCACCCGACCUCGGCAACGAUUGUCCGCAAACCUUGUGUACACUUGCAGCACAUUCCUCUAUCAGUACGCAGAGGAAGAAUGCGACUCUCUCUCCAUCCUGAGUGAAAUGUUGGACUCGGAGACAUCUUCACAACGCAGAGCGUUGCCCCAACGAACGGAGACAGCAAACUGAGGAACGAACACACUUUCGUAUUACAACUUGUUUUCUCCCGACAGUUCUCAAGCUGAUCUAGGUAAUUGCUGUUAGUGGUAUCCUCUUUAUUUUGAUGAGCAUUUUGUACUGAAAUAUUUAUUCCAAGCAACGCAAACAACACGAAUUGCCGAAGAUUCUGCGUUAAUCUCAAUUAUGUCAAUGAACACUACAGUUAGAGUUGACAGGUAUUAACUUGAGGACCGCAAUAAUUGCUGAAGGAUCCGGUGCUUGCAGGACGCUAAGAUUAAUGAACUCUGAAACAACUUCAGUCAAUUCGAAACUUAAUAUGCGAUCCUCGGAUGUAGACACGUUACUACACGGAGGGAUCCCGUUACACAAUUGAAAACAAAUAUCUUCCUUCAUGGUGUUUUGUUUUCUAGCAUGCUUUGAUGCAACCCGUUAAGCUCGCUAAUUCAUCUCCCGAGAGGGAAUAACUGCCUGCUGAGGAGGAGAACUGUUCUUUGGCCAAGCAUCGUCCUUGCGCGGGCGUGCAGACACGCACACAGUCAGAGCCGCCACUGGGCUCCCAUAGUCUGUCGAUGUCAUUCAUAGGCGUCGUGCGUUUGUCUGGUGGUUAAGUGACUCCGGUCCUUGCCAACGGUACCAGCACUUCUCUCUACAACUCUCUUCCGGUAUACCCUGUGACAAUGACGGUCUGCCCUGUAACCCCAGCGCUUAUAUCUUUUUCUCUGUCCUUCUUACUAUUCUACCAUGUUGUCAGCGAGGAUGUCAAAGACAUGCUUGUGGACUGGAGACCACCUGUGGCGGGCGGUACGAGCACCAUUGCAGACACAGCAAGGUCGAGGGAACAAACCGAGGUCACUCAACGGAAAAGGCUCACGGAAGCAGGUCAAGUGUUAUUUGAUGUCAGCCGCGAGGUCACCAGCAUUCAUCCACACGGGAUGUUAAACUCUUCCAAGCACAGCGGAUACGAUCAGGAACGUAUGUCGACAAAGAAACAAGCGCCUGUGUCUUUGAAGAAACGACAUUCACCAACCAAACUUCACCUCAACGUAGUGUUUCUGCUGCCAGCCAAAGACUUCUACUUAUUUUCCUACAAGCACGUGCUGCCUGCCUUCGACGUCGCUAAAAACAAAUUUCUGCAUGACGUGAACAUCACCGUCCGUUACAACGACACUAAGUGUAAUUCAAGGAACGCGCCCAUCGCCCUCUUUGACUUCUACAGUCAGGACCUAGUGGACGUCGUCUUCGGCCCUGUGUGCGACUUUUCUCUGGCCCCCGUCGCGCGCUACACACCAGUCUGGAACGUUCCAGUCAUCACUUCCGGUGGGUUUGCUCAUGACUUUGAUGAAAAGCAAAAGCUGGAUUCGGAGUACAACACACUGACCCGCAUGGGCCCGAACUUCUCCUCCAUGUCCGAAUACAUCCUGCACCUGCUGAAAACCUUCGGUUGGAAAAAGUUGCAGCUGUUGUACGACCAGGCAGGUAAAGACUACAUCAUGGAAAAGUUCUGUUUCCUUGCUGCCUCGACCAUCAUCUUUUCCUGCAAGAUGAAGAAAACGGAGAACGAUUUCCACCUGUAUAUUCCGGAUUCACAGGACAUCGGCAAGAUGUUGACGGAGAAAGUUGGAUUAAAAUACUCAGUGGUCGUACUGUGCGCCUCUCCAGACUCGGUCAGAGAAAUAAUGAUCAAGGCUCACGAACUCAACUUUGACAACGGAGAAUAUGUCUUCUUUAACAUCGACCUCUUUAGCAGCAAGAACGACAGUCAGCAGCCGUGGUACAGGGAGCACGACACCCCGGAGCGCAAUGCCAAGGCCCGCAAGGCCUUCGAGGCGCUGAUGACCGUCACCCUGCGGAAGCCCACGUCAGCUGAGUACCGCCGCUUCUCGGAGGAGGUCAAGCACAGGGCGGCCAUCAUGUACCCCAACUUUACAUACGGGGAGGAAGAGGUAAACAGCUUUGUCGGCGCCUUUCAUGACGCGGUGUUGCUGUACGCUUUGGCGCUCAAUGAAACGCUGGCGGCCAACGGUUCUGUUUCUGACGGGGCUGCCAUCACUAAACGCAUGUGGAACCGGACGUUUGAAGGCAUCACGGGAAACGUCAGCAUAGAUGCCAACGGGGACAGAAAUGCCGAUUACUCGCUGCUGGAUCUCAAUCCACAGACAGGAAAGUUUGAGGUCGUGGCAAAUUAUUAUGGCAACAAGAAACGGUACGAGGCUGUGCCGGGCAAGUCCAUUCACUGGGCUGGAGGGAGAACAGGCCCACCACCCGACACCCCCGUGUGUGGCUUCGAUGGGUCGAAAUGUCCGCCAGAAGAGCCGUUCCCUGAGUAUGGCAUUGUUAUCAUCGUCCUGGGCUCCAUUCUCAUCAUCGUUAUCGUCGCGGUCUUCUUCAUUUACAGGCACAUCAAGCUGGAGGCCGAACUGGCUGAGAUGAACUGGCGGGUCAAGUGGGAGGACACUUUUGGGUCUCCGGAGAAGAACAAGAAGCUGGAGAGGCAGGGCAGCAAGCUGAGUCUCGUGAGGAGAAAUUCCUACGCCAGCUCUGCAUCUGGAGACACAAUUGCCUUCCACCUGAGUGAUGCUGGAAACAGACAGCUCUUCACUAAAACGGGUUACUACAAGGGAGCAAUUAUAGCUAUCAAGAGCAUUGCCCGCAGCAGCAUCACUGUGAGCAAGCCGCUGCUGCUAGAGAUCAAAAGGAUGAAGGAUUUGCAAAAUGACCACAUCGUCCGAUUUAUUGGAGCUUGCAUCGACUAUCCCAAUCAAUGCAUUCUUACUGAGUACUGUCCUAAAGGCAGCCUCCAGGACGUGUUAGAAAACGAUCAAAUCAAGCUGGACUGGAUGUUUCGCUACUCCAUUAUGCAGGAUAUUGUGAGGGGAAUGGCCUAUCUCAAUGGUACAGACAUCCGUUCCCAUGGCAACUUGAAAUCGACGAACUGUGUCGUCGAUUCUCGUUUUGUCGUCAAGAUUACAGACUUCGGCCUUCAUUACUUCCGCUCCAACUGUGACGCUGUGGAGGAGGAGAAUGCAUACCGGAACUUCCACAGUCAGUUGUGGACGGCCCCCGAGCUACUACGUAUGCACAGCCGGCCGCUAGAGGGCACGCAAGGUGAUGUCUACAGCUUCGCCAUCAUUUGCCAGGAAAUCGUCUACAGAAAUGGCGUCUUCCAUCUCCUUGAUCUUGACCUCACACCCGAGGAGAUUUACCUGAAAGUGAAGAACGGGGUGCGGCCCUACUUCCGGCCCACGCUGGAGGAGUACGACUGUCCUUGUGACGAACUCGCUGAUGUGAUACGACGAUGCUGGGCGGAGGACCCAUCAGACCGACCUGACUUUACUCAGCUGAAGUCAAUCAUUCGGAAACUGAAUAGGGACGGUGACAAGGGUAACAUCCUGGACAACCUGCUGUCGCGCAUGGAGCAGUACGCCAACAACCUGGAGGCGCUGGUGGAGGAGCGCACGGCAGACUACCUGCAGCAGAAAAAGACAGAAGACCUGCUGUACAGCAUGCUGCCCAGGUCCGUAGCGCUGCAGCUAAUCCGAGGCGAGUCGGUGACAGCCGAGUCGUACGACUGCGUCUCCAUCUACUUCUCGGACAUCUGCGGCUUCACCGCCAUGUCGGCUGAGUCCACGCCUAUGCAGGUUGUUGACCUUCUAAAUGAUCUUUAUACUACGUUCGACUCGAUCAUCGAGAACUUUGAUGUGUACAAGGUGGAGACAAUAGGUGACGCCUACAUGGUAGUGUCGGGACUACCGGAAAGAAAUGGUGACUUGCACGCCCGAGAAAUUGCCCGGAUGUCCCUGUCAUUGCUGGACGCCGUCAUGUCAUUCCGCAUUCGUCACAGGCCGAAAGAACAGCUCAAACUCAGGAUAGGUAUUCACACAGGCCCUGUGUGUACUGGAGUCGUGGGUCACAAGAUGCCUCGCUACUGCUUGUUUGGAGAUACAGUGAACACAGCUUCCAGAAUGGAGUCCAAUGGAUUGCCUCUGCGCAUACACGUCAGUCCUGCUUCCAAAGUGGUCCUCGACCGUUUCGGGACGUUUGAGUUGGAGUCGAGAGGUGAAGUAGAGAUGAAGGGUAAAGGACUCAUUCACACCUACUGGCUUCUGGGAGAGCGGACCUUACAAGACAGUCCCGCCACAACUCUCAACAUUUUAUGAUCUCACUCAUGCCAUCAAUGUGGUCUAGACAUCAUUAACAGUAUUGUAGGAUGCCACGCCAGUUUUUAUCUCCUUGGUCCAAUCUAUAGAGGAACCAGGGACAUGGCAACGCCCUGCACCAGCCACCAAAGAAGACCAUGAACAUUCUAGGGUCUUGCUACAGAAGCAAUUGCUCUAUUUAGGGAACUAUUACUGACACUCAAGUAUUUUCUGUUGGAUUUUUAUUCUGGAAACAUUGGUGCCUGUGGUGUUUUCAACAAUCUUACAAGUUAAUUAAACUUCCCGUGGAUGACUUUCCGGUUGUGCACAAAUACUCCCAUCCCCCAUUAAACUUGUGAACCACCAAUGUCACCUCCAUGCGUCUUUUUCCAAAAGCAAAUUGAAGUUGUCUCCAAACCUGCGAAAUUCGAGGACAACAGAAUGAUAUGGAAAUUCCGGCCGAUGAUCUGUUUAAACCUUGAAAACAAGUCUACAAGUGAUUGGAGUCCCAGUGAGUUUUAAUUGGGGUCUGAUUUAAGAAACCUGCUUGAGGAGACCAGAAGGUGGGUUAGGACACAGCGUGGUUUGAAGGCUGCAGUGUAUAGUCUAGGAAACAUCUGACAUGAGGUGUGUUCACACUAGACGACGGGCACAGGCUAUUGUCUACAAGCCACGGGGCGAGGAACAGUGUGAACAGUGUGAACAGCCUAAGUGACCUUCCCACUCGCAGCUUGGCGAUACAGGCCUCAAGCUGUGACCUCGUAUUUGGGUUGUAUCAACAGACAGACCUCUUGUGUAUUAUUGUCCACUCUCCCUACCUUGUUUCUCGUACUGAUUUGUUGCUACUCGUUAUGCACCACUGUUUGCAGUGAAUGCCUACCUUACUUCACGCAAGGCUGUACAUUCAUCGGGAUACAAUGUCUUCACUCUCAUUUCUUUGGAGUAAGAACCUUAAUCGCUAUUUGAUCGAGAAAACCGUACAGUUAUCAAUAUUUGCUUGUCUUAGUUGGUCCAGUGAGAAAAUAUUGGUAAAUUUAAAAAAAUUAUUUGUACAAUGAGGCACUGCUUGGUUAUUGUGUGUCGAUCACACCAUUUAUGCUCAUGUGAAGCUGCUGUCUUCUUUUCGGAAGAUACGAUUUGUGUAUAAAGUGUUUCAGGUGUAUAAUUCUCUGUAUUUUAAGAAGGCAUUGUUUCAGGGUUUUUUUCAUACAGGUAUCCCCUCCCCUAUAAUAGUAAAAUAGAUGAAGAUUAAAUUUUAAUAAAGGCUAAGUGUUACAAAAACAAUCUUUUGGCUGUUACAUCAUUUGCGCUGAUCUAUUUUGUUUAUUUCCGCUUCUUAUAAUAUUCUUUUUUUAAAUAUAUUUUUUGUCUUUUUGUCAAUAUGUCGCAGAUGUAAUUUUCACUCAGCACAUGUUGCACGUGUGCUCCUUGAAGUCGGCAGUUAUUGUGUGAUGUAAUUUUUGUAUUAUGCUGUUUCCCUCUCUUCUCCUUGUCUAAAUGCAACAUUUAAUUAAUGUUAUACCAUUGUCUCUGCCCCUGGACUAACAGGACCGCCGACUGCUUCUUGACAUCACACAACAGUAGUCUGUCCUUGCGGUCACACGGCAGGCCACUGCCCAUUGACAACAAACAACAAUUUUCUUCGUCGUAGUCAUCCAUGUACACGACUGUUGUCUGCCCUUCGACAGCUAAUGACAGUUCUCUGCUGAUUCUCGCCAGCUGUUUCACAGCAAGAUGGGCCUCUCAGAGGAUUCGGACAAACAUUUUCUGCUGUGAAAUGAUGCUUUCUUGUGUUUAAAAUCUCUCUCUUGUUCAAAAAUGUUCAGCAAUUUCAUAAUCGUCGUCUUCGUCUUCAAUCAACAAUAGGUUCUCAGAGAAUGUCAAAAGAUAUUAAUAACUUUCAUUUUGUUAGCUUUCAUGAUGGUUCCAUCAAUAAACAGAAUAUUCCAUCGACGACGACUACGACGACGAUGAUGAUGACGAUGAUGAUGAUGACUACGACGACGAUGAUGAUUUUCUGAAAGUGCAACGACAAAAUAAAAAUGAGUCUAUGUCUAUCUUAAUGUUAUAAUCAAGCAUUUUCUGAAGGAACUGUAAAGUUAGAAAGUAUGAGAGAAGGUUGUAAUAGAAUUUUUCUUGUUAUUGCCUAUCUGCAUUAAUUGCUUAAAUUAAUAUUCUAUAGAAUAGGCCUCGUGUAUCCUACAGAAAGAAUGGAGCAAUUUUAUUUAAAAUGACUCACUUAAAAAUUAUUUUAAAAAAUAAAAAUACGCACACACAUGCUUAGGAAAGUAACCCGUUUACACACUUUAUUGCCAUGCGCCCAGUAUACCAGUCACUCACUUUACAUCUGCUCACGCUCAUGCAAUAUAGACCAUGCGUGCAAAUAUACUAGCACACACACACUUGGUAAGUAGUCAUGUGCACCCAUACAACUGCUACAUAGUUGAAAAUAUGUUUUUGGGAAUAAGAAACUUGAAUAUAGUGUCUAGAAACUGGAUAAUACUUUGGUACCUCGGUACUCGACCACGAUCUGUUCUGGAAAGAUGGUUGGAUGCUGACCAGUUCGAUUGCCGAGCACAUUUUCCCAAUAAAAAAUAGUGGAAAUUUAUUUCAUUGGUUCCUGCACCCAUCAGUAGCUAUAUCUAGCACUGUAUUAUUCAUACUAUUGUAUAGUAUGAGAUAAAAAAUCCGUUUGGUUCAAGUGAUCUGUUUUUAUUCUAUGUCCACCAAUAAUUUCUUCAGUUCUUUCGUUUUUUGAGAUUUUUGAUACCGUUUUACUCCCUUAGCUACCUCAGCUGAUCCAAUGAUCUCUUUAAGUUUCAGUAUUGUCGAUAUUUUCAACUUAGCCAUACCAUACUGAAUGCCAAAUUCAGACUCAUUUACCACUCAUACUUGGUAAAAGUUCUUUUUUAAAUUCAAUUCUUGUUCUUACUGUUUUCCUCGUCCUUCGUUUUUAGCACAAGUUUCUUUUUAGGUGCUAAGGUGAUCCUAUGGUGUGUGUGUGUGCACGUUAUAAUAGAUAUCGUGAGCACAACACCAACACGGAGGUACCACUGCAGUGUCAAGAAAGUCAAUGUAGUAUCGAGAAACUACGAACACUCAGAGUGACACCAUAAUGCAUGGCGUCCCAAAAACAGUCUCUGGAAUUACUUUCCAAAUGCAGCAUAAAUCCUUUUUUUCACUAAAAUUUCUAUAAAAAAAAAUCUUAGGUUAUCUAAAAGUUCUUAGGACACCGAAUAGUUUAACUCUUUCCACUUAUUUUUGCUCAAAUAGAUAAACAUAGGAGUUUAUAAUUAGUAAUCUAUCGUUAUACGAGCUGUCAUUUUUGGAAAUCCAGUAGUAAGGGCCUUUUACCAAGAUGGACGUAUUCCACUUGUAAGCUACUGUUAUUUAGAAUCACAGUUAAAGUUUUAAUCAUGCUUUUUUCUUGAACACACGUAAGACUUGUGUAGAAAUGUUGUUUGCCAGUUUAAUGUCUCUUCUCCAUACUGUGGCUUUCUUCUACUCAUCCCCGCAUUUCUCUGGUUGGUCUCAUUCCGAUAUCACUUUAGUAAACGACUAUAUAUCUUUAAUUUAUUCAUUUUUCCCCUUGUUUUCCUUUUCCGCUCUCUCUCUCUCUGGGCAUGUGUGUGUGUAAAAGAGAAUGUGUGAAUAUACAGGUAUUGCUUAUUUCUUAAAAGAUAUCUUUAUAUGUUGUUUUAUGUAUUCUAGUUGUUUGAUUACACUAGAAUGUGAACUAAGUAAACAAUACAGCAUAAUAUACUUCUGUGAUGGAAUCUAUCUUGAUGCUGUUGUAUGUGUGAUUGUAAUUAUCAAUAUUCCUAUAAGAAAUCCAUCAUCAUUAAACUGAAAAUGUUGUUUUAACAGAUGAUCUGAAAAGGGUAGGAAAAUGUAUUUAUUAUUAUUAUUGACGUUGCUCUGUAAACAACAUAUCGAAAAUGUUGCAUUGUAUGAAUUGUUCCCAUGUGUUUUCAAAUCAGCACUUUUCAGUGUCCUCGUCACUCCAUUAAAAGUAGAUAUCCUUGUCUGUCUCAAAGAGAAGAGGAUCCUGGUCCUGCAAGCAAAGUCUAUUAGUCACUCGUUUUCUGCACUGACCUGAAAGGCGCUGUAGAGAGAAAAGAAAAUUUGUGCGUCUAUCUCGUAAAAGUGCCCACCUUGCUAAGUGUUAAAGCUUGGUCGGUAUAUGGAUGAUGUGUUGACGCUUUGUGUCGUUCUUUAAUUGAAAAUAAACAAAUAAUGUGAUAUGUA